Sabethes cyaneus is the source of this 9424-nucleotide messenger RNA. It is a transcript of the gene LIMK1, whose product is annotated as LIM domain kinase 1. The transcript has 8 exons. Bases 26 to 4168 code for a protein of 1380 amino acids. NCBI's taxonomy places the organism in Eukaryota, Metazoa, Arthropoda, Insecta, Diptera, Culicidae. Gene Ontology annotation, cellular component: nucleus; cytoplasm. Gene Ontology annotation, molecular function: protein binding; ATP binding; protein serine/threonine kinase activity. Gene Ontology annotation, biological process: protein phosphorylation; actin cytoskeleton organization. The record is from RefSeq and is a predicted model, not a curated record.
AGUGCAUAAAAGAAAAAAUGCAACUAUGGGUGAAAAUGGACAGAAAAGAAAAAGCGAUGCAUCGUGCGCUAGCUGCUAUAAUGCCAUAGAAAAAGACGAUUGCGUUACGGCUCUCGGACAAGAGUGGCACUGUGAUUGUUUUAGGUGCUCGGUGUGCGAUAUUCAUCUUUCGAACUGGUACUUUGAGAAAGAGGGCUUGCUGUUUUGUAAGGAUGAUUAUUGGGCCAAAUACGGCGAAUGCUGCCAGCAAUGCGCUCAGAUAAUUUCCGGGCCGAUCAUGGUGGCAGGGGAUCACAAGUUUCAUCCCGAAUGCUUUUGCUGCGAGUCGUGCAAAAUUUACAUAGGCGACGGAGAAACUUACGCCUUGGUGGAACGGUCGAAGUUAUUUUGCGGACAAUGUUACAAACGGCAGAUGCAGGAGUCUGGUAAACUGAUCUAUGAAUGCACAGAUAGCGGUAUAAAAAACACGGUUGAAAGCAAGCAAAAGAAGACUCCACAUUCUAUCCGCUUAGUUGAAAUCCCAUGGUCAAGCACAAAAAAGGAUGCGCUGCGUCUAUCGGUGGAUGAGAAUUUGUAUGGUAUUUCUACACAUUCGGAUACCGGCUGUAAGGGUGUUCGAAUUUCAGAACUUGACCUUACGUCUGAACUAGUGUCACUUCAUAUUGGCGACAAGAUUCUGGAAGUGAACGGAACGCCAGUGCGUGACACUCCUCUGGAAAAUGUUGAAAAGUUGAUACAAAAUUCCGGAAAAGUUCUUCAGUUAACAAUCGAACACGAUCCGGAGGCUGUCGGUCGUUGCAAACUGAACCACAGAUAUAAUGAAGAAGCACAAUACCAACGAACAGUAGAAGGACAAACCCAACACGGAGAUAGUAAUGUACUGAAGGAUCGAUCUCCUUCACCAAAUAAAUUAGACAAGGAAAGAAUUUUCAAGAAGAAAGACGAAGGCUAUAUUAGUGGAACCUCACGGAAGUUACAUAAGCGGUUAAAGGACGUCAACUGCAGUAAUGCCUCGAAUAGUUUGAAAGAGAAAGAACGCAGUUCCAGUAUGUCUAAAUUGUUAGACGAACAUCAUCCUCAUCACAAUGGUGAUUUCUACGAUCUAUCGCGAACAAAGUCUUUUCGCGUUGAACAGAAAGCGGCACGAAUUUUUCGUGCUUCUGAUCUCGUACAGGGAGAAUUGUUGGGCAAAGGUUUCUUCGGGCAGGUAUUCAAGGUGACUCACCGAGUGACUCAGGAAGUUAUGGUGCUAAAGGAACUCUAUCGUGUUGAUGAAGAAGCUCAAAAAAAUUUCCUCAAGGAAGUGGCAGUCUUGCGAUCGCUGUCUCACCAUAAUGUUUUGAGGUUCAUCGGUGUUUUAUACAAGGAAAAGAAACUGCAUCUGGUAACGGAAUUCAUUCCCGGUGGUUCACUGAAGGAGUUAAUCCAUGAUUCUGGUUUACCACUGCCGUGGGAGCAGCGAAUUUGCUUCGCACGGGAUAUUUCAUGCGGUAUGAGUUACCUACAUUCAAUGAAUAUUAUACAUCGUGACCUGAAUUCGCUCAAUUGCUUGGUACGGGAAGAUCGCACUGUUAUUGUAGCUGACUUUGGUUUGGCUCGAAUUCUUAAGCAGCCCAUAAGUAGCGCAUUCGAGAAACCCUCUCAGCCAAGUGGAACUAUCGGAAGAAGAGGCAGACCACGCAGACAACGAUACACGGUAGUAGGCAAUCCGUACUGGAUGGCACCGGAAAUGAUGCGUGGUAAUAAGUACGACGAAAAAGUGGAUAUCUUCUCGUUUGGCAUAAUGUUGUGUGAAAUCAUCGGACGAGUGCAGGCGGAUCCGGAUUAUCUACCGCGUACCUCAGAUUUUGGCUUGAACCAAGCGAUGUUUAAAGAAAAAUUUUGCGGCCAAUGCCCGGAGUCAUUCUACAAAAUUGCGUUUCUGUGUUGUGAUCUAAAUCCAGACAAACGACCACCGUUCGAUUUGCUGGAGGUAUGGUUUGAGUGCAUGGCUAGGCGUGCGACAGCCGGAAAACCUGUGCCACCCAAAAUCGCGCAUGAAAUUGAACACUUCAAGGGCCUAAAAAGCAACGAUUCUAGUAAAUGCACAACACCAGAUGGCCUCGAUACGCCUCCCCCGUCAGCGGUUAAACCGUCACUUAGUCGCAAGCGCAUUAGUGAAGAAUCCGUAGAAGAAACUGUGACCUGUGAAAACACUAUUCGCUCGACCGACGGUGAGGAUAUGGUCGAUUGUGGCAAACCAUUGACAGUCGAGUCGAUUGUUGAUACACCGAAAGACAACCCAGGAAACGAUAACAUUACCAGUAGCAGUAGCGUCAACGUUAGUGGUUUCAUAUUGGGCGAGGUUGAAAUUCCUAAGUCACCGCAUUUGGGAAAAGACUUCUCACCGAAUGGAGAUAGAAUUAGAGAUAGCAUUAGGGCGAAGCGUCGCCAGCGAAUGAUACUUAGUAGGGAAAGUCAGCGAAAAUCUCUGGAUUCGAGUAAUUUGGGGCUGAAAUUUAGUAGCUUAGAUAUUGUAGUUAAUCCAGACAGCAGCCUGUCAGAACCCACCAGCUUGAUUCAAGUCGAAAGUGGUGCAGUGAAACAACCUAUUCCAUCAACAGAAGAUGUUUUGAACUCAGUUCGAGACACGCUGGAGAAAAAUUCUAAUCUCAUUCAACGGCGUGAUGGGUCACCGAAAACGAAAAGGUACGGGGAAAAGGGAUUCAUUAUUCAUCUGAAUAAUGGAAGUUUGACUUUAAACAAUGUUAAGGACUUGGAAGGUUGCUCUGAUUUUGAUUCCAGUUGUGACACUAGUUUGAAUUAUAUUGAUUUGAAUGGUAGUAGUGUUAAUGGUGGUUUGGUUCAAAAUGCUGGAAACGAUUGUAAUGUAAGGACAAAUGACAGUAGAGACAUCUGGUCUUCACCAACAGAUAAAAAAGAGAAACAGGAACAAUUCGUCUCAGCCAAAUCACCUUUAAUACUACAAUCAACCAAUCAAAGUGCACUCGAAGAUUUAAGAACUCAUUUGAGCAUGUGUCGCAAAGAUGUUCCCGAGCGCCAGUUGGAGAAAGAAAACGUUAAAAUUGAAGUUCAAACUAGUAAUAAAGAAUCGAAAAGCUGUCGCGUGUUUAGCAAAAUCAAUCCCCUUGCGUCAAUUCUUGGCAGUAAAAAUGGAUCGCCAGAAAAAGAGCGAUCGAAAAGCCCCAUCAAACCUAGCAAGUACACAUCAAAACUGUUUCGAGUUAGUGAUACUCCGAUUUUUGAACGUCGUAACGCAAGGUCACCGGUUCCUUCUCAAUUGAAACGAAGUGAUUCAGAUGAACAAAUUAAGCCGCCCAAAACAGCAAACUUAGAAAAGUCUAUGUUCGCAUCAAAGCAAAAGGUUUCACCAACUUCCGAACUAAAGCCUCAGUCUAGUUUUGGCGAAAGUCGUAUUCAUCACUCUUCUGCGAGUAAUAGCUAUGCCAUAAGUAAGCUCAAAGCAUCCAAGAAUAUCUUCUCGGACAAAAAUCUUCCUCAAGUAUUUGUUUAUAAAACCAAAAAGACACCAACUGCUGCAGGCGCUGGAAUCGCUGCAACUGAAGCCAUAUGUACAAGUAAUUGUAAUUCUAGUACCACUAGUCGUAAGUCGAAGUCGUUAGCAUUAGCAGAAAAGCCGCCCACAAAUAGCCGAAAGCCGCCGAUUAGUGGAAGCAUAGCUAACAAUGUAAGUAAUAGCAAUAGUAAUAGUUUAGCUAAAACACGUGCUGUUAGGCCGACUGAUAACUUGCCCAGAUAUUCGCAACAGUCGACCAGUCUGGACAAACCAAACGAAAAAUAUUUUGCCUUAGCGUCAUCUUUUAGCAGUGGUAGUAAUUCUCGAACUGAAUCUCCUUCUCCUACCUGUGGUGAUGGCGCAGGUCGGACGCGACAGCCAAACCGGACGGCAAUACUUUCGCCGGAGAGUAUUCGUAAGCUCAAUGCACGCUUGAUGGAGUCUCGCAAAGCAACGAAUGACAAUGUGGCUGGAGGCACCGGUUGUGGGCCUAGCAGUUUCAUGUUAAAAAAUAAUAGAAAUAUUAGUUGCAUCGGUACGCCGUCUAGUAAUAUUGGUCAGUCGGGGAAAACGAAUAUUGGUGAGCCGAUGAAUAAAAACCGCACGGCGGCUAAAACAAAGCGUGGUGAUGUUAAAACGGCUGCCAUGUAAGAGCUUUGUUGUUGGUGUUCAAAAUACUAACAAAUUGUGGUUCGUGCAAUACAGUUUGUCACAGCAUCUUGCAUUUAUACUCAGUUUGGUCCCACAGAAGACAUUUUUUCUUUCUUUUUUAGACUGCAUGUAAUUUACAAAGUUUAAAAGUGGAAUCUCUAAAGUGUUCUCUGAAUGUCUGCUAAUAAUACAGAAAAAAUGUUUUCCGAAACUUAGCUUAAUUUACAAGAAAAACAUACAUCAAUUUCUAAAAAUACGAUUUUACAGGAACGUUAUCUAGUUUGCUCAAAAAUUUUUCGAGGGUUUGAGUCCCCUUAACUAAUUUAUGUUAUUGAAAUGUAAUAGCUUUAUGAAACAUGCUUUCGCAAUGAUUUAAAAAACAUAUUUUUGUCAUAUUCUUGCUAAUCUUGUUGUUGACAAACAAUUAUUAGUGUCUUUCCAUUUAUGGAAUGGAUAUCAUUUGACAGAUGAUUGGUACGAGAGCUUAUUACGAAAGUUGAUACUAUGAGAAAAGAAUGUCGAUGCUGUGACAAAUGUUCGAAUUUAUUGGAUUACUAGUAUUAACGUCGUUGCUCAUCUAUACAAAAAAUAACCUGCAAAUAACUGCAUCGUAUUUCGAAUUAGAAAAGAGACCAUUAUUUACAAACAUCUGAUACGUGAUACGUGUUCAUCUCGGUAACUGUUCGACGUAUAUCUACGUAUAUUGCUUUAUUAACCCUCUCCGUCCUCAAGAUUUUAUUUUGCAUUAUUAAAAUUUAAAGUAACAUUUUUCGAUGAAUUGUCAGAAUAAAUGUUAUUGAAUUUCACCCAAAAUUUAACCCCAAAAUUAAAACUUACAAUAAAAAAGUAAUUGUCACCAAUGGACCCUUGUAUUGAUAGAGGGCUUACUCCUCACCUCUAGCAGCAUAGAGUAAGGAUGGUUCAAUCACUUUGGGCUCAUUUUUGAUUUAUUUUACAGUAGCGUCUCAGCCAUGCAAAAUUCGAAAAACUUAAAUAUAGAACAUUUAUAGAACUAGUUAUUGUCUACAAUAUUGCUGAAUAUAGUUUUGUUUUAUCUUUUGUAAUUACGGUGUUGCAAUACUGCAACUUCGUUGGUAGCCAAGUGAACGUUGAUUUGAUUACCCACGCGGUAGCAGUCGCGUAGCAUUAUAAAUACAAAGAUACAGCUUAGCAUUAUUCAGUAAAAUUGUAGAUAAUAACUAGUUCCGAGGUACUUCUUGCCGUAACCAGAAUUCGUGUCCACUGGACCGUCCUGUGCUACUCGUCGCCAAUUCGUUGUGCGUCUCGACACACCCAAGUUGGCUUCAACCUGGUCGAGCCAUUUAGCACGUUGGGCCCCUCUAUUCGCUGUACCGGUGGGAUUCUUGAAGAAAACAUGUUUCACUGCACAGUCGUUUGGCAUUCUUGCGACGUGGCCGGCUCAUCGUAAUCCUCCAACUUUCACCAGGUGUACGAUGGGAAUCUCUCCAAGUAGUGCCUGCAGUUCAUGGUUCAUGGUACUUUACCAAAAAUAGACCGCAAUAUCUUUCGAUUUUGAUCUUUGAUUGAAGCGUCUUGCGGAGGGUAAAGUAGGCUCGGCUGGAGCCUCUUGCUAUCAUAUAUUUAGUUUUCGUUGCAUUGGUUUGUAACCCAAUCCUUUUAACCUCCGUUUUUAGUCUGGCGUAGACUACAUCUACUGUCCCAAGGUUUCUAGUAACGAUGGCGAGGUCGUCUGUGAAGGCUAGUAGUUGGUUACUUUUGCUGAAGCUCGUUCCUCGCGCUUCGAUGCCCGCUCGCCUGACCCGAGGAGGGUGGCUUUGUCGCGAUGUGUAUAUCGUCGAUAUGUUUGAGCGCACGUGUAGUGCUAUUAGAUAAUGCUCCGAGUCGAUAUCUGCACCAUGUAGGGAGCGAAUGAUGGGGAUGUUCGAGAAAAACCGGCCUUCCAUGAGAAUAUGAUCGAUUUGGUUCAAGUUCGUUGAUCAGAUGUUCUCCAGGUGGCUUUGUGGGUAUUUUGCAGGGAAAGAAAGCGCUUCUGAUUACCAGGCCUUGGAAAGCUACAAAAUUGCUGCAUCGCAGACCGUUAUCGUUCGUGUCGGUGUGCAGGCUAUGGGGCCCGAUGACCGGUCUAUACAUCGGUUCCCUGGUGAUCUGGUCGUUCAUAUUCUCGCCUCCAACUGCACAUAGAACGCUUCCUUCUCGUCGUCGAGUCUACCUUUAUGUGGACAGUGCACGUUUAUCAUGGUGCUGUUGAAGAAACGUCCUAUUAUCCUCAGCAUACACAUCCUCUCGUUGAUCGCCUUCCAAACUGUCACGCGAUCCUGCAUUCUGUGCAUCACUACAAAACCCGUUCUCAGCUCGUUGGUAGCGCAACCGCUCUGGUAAAAUUGGACCUUGCCGCCACGGAUCAUCCAUACCUUCUCACGUGUGCUACAGAUCUCUUGCAGUGUCACGGUGCCGAACUUACGGGGUUCUAACUAAUUGAGCAGCUCCCUGUCGCCACCCAUGAAGUUCAGGUACCAAGCAUCCAUCCAUUUCAUGUGAGUUUCGUCGCCUCUGUCCAUGUAUGUUCCGAGUCAAAUUUUCUUGAUUUUUCAUAGUAAGUUGGGUUUGGGUAGGUUGCCUUCCUGCGCUACAUAGUAAGGGGCUGACAUCUUAGGUGUAGUACCGAGAUAGCACAUUUCUUAGUUCAGCCGCCCGGCUUUCGUGAGCCGCUCCUAACCUGGAGUACAACCGCGCACUUGGUUGAGGAAUCACCAAGCCCCAAGAGUCGCCCCUGACAUGGGAACAGACGCCUAAGGCUGACAAGGCUAUUUCUCGUUGCUACACUCAGUGAUCGCAUGAGCGCAGCAAGGUAGUUCAUAUUCCGUCUGGUACCAGGAGGAGGUUGUCUGUCAUCUGCAGAAGUUAUUAAUAAUAAGAAAUACACCGAGGAGAACUAUAAUACAGUAUCGGAAGUCAUAAAUCACCUCUGCUAUCAUGGGACAGCGAACAACCGUACUCUUGAAUAUAAAACUAUUUUUCUGAUACAUAAAUAAACAGCAAUAUCUUUUUAGUUAUUAGAAGCAAGUAUUUUUGUUGCAUAUGAGAAGGACAAAAUUAUUUUUUUUUUCUGUAAAAAGAAAACAAGAACCCAUACAAUUAAUACUCAAAAAUUUUAAAUCUGAAUAAUACUUUUUACAAAUAUGACAGAAGCUGCAAUGUGCUAGUCGUGUAACUCCAUACGAGCAUAUAUUUACUCUAUCGCCCCUACAAAUAAAGUUGUGGAUCACCUGCGCUACCAUUGGACAGAGCGGGUUAAACUAGGCAUAAUUGAUAACGAUAAUUAAAUUUAUAAACAAUCAUUCAGUACCUUGAACUAUUAGAUCUUUUUAUUUCUAUAUCCGCGCCUAAAACCAAUUUUUCGAACGAUAGUUUUAGUUUGAAAAAAAUAAAAAGGUUGUGCCGGCCAUGCUUAGUAUAAAAAGCAAUGGCCAAUGAAACUCGGUUGUGUUUUAUGGCUAAAAAAACUAUUGCUCAAUGCUUUCAACUUUUUCAGAUUGUAGGUAUUAAAUUUAUCACGUCUUUUGCAAAUACACAAUCGGGCGUAUCGAACGAAACAAGAAGCCCUUUUUCUGUUAUUGAAAUCGCCGAGGAUUUGAAAAUGAAUCUUUUUUUCUUACACCAAACUUGCAAAAAUAUAAGCAAUGUUGUAAUGCUACCAAUGACGGACGAUUUGAAACUAAUCGAGUGUCCAAAGCUAUACGUCGCAGAACAUUUCCGAAUGCAGAGUAUAAUUUUCACAAAUUCACGCUAUGUAUGGCACUAACAUUUCUUAUUGUAGUGGUUCAUUUUACUAAACCGAUAAAACGUUGUCCUACGCCAAAAACUGAUGAAUAGAAUUCUCCUGAAACGAUGUUGUCGGUUCAGCAUAGUUAGCAUCGUUUUCGCCAUUAAAUUUAUGUCAGUUUUUACAGUUUCGGGAUAUCAUGAUAUUUUGUGGUAGUAGCGUGAUGAUGGACGAAUAGAUAUUGCUUACCUUGCUAUCAGUGAACAAAUAUUGCUCUACUUUACUCAAUGAAGCCGAAUGCUUGUUAAAGUGUUUAUAUCGCAAGGACGUUAACAUUGCGAUACCAACAGUUAAAUUACAAGAAAAAACAUAAGAACAUACAUUUGUAAACCAAUUAAAAACCAACAGAAUUGGAAGCACCCCAUAUUAUUACCAGAAAAUUCUCUGUUAUAUAAAUGCAUACAGUUUUUUAGAUAGCACUUUGAAUUAUCCGCACGUGUUUUCAACAGUUUCAAUCUUUCUGUUACAACAACUAUUACUAUUACUACUACCUACUACUACCUUAAAAUGUUAAGUAAAUUGCCUCGAAUAAGCCACAUAUGUCUGUAAUACAAUAGUUAUUGUCCUAUAUUCAAGACUUAGCCAUAAGAAUAUUCAAUUCCAAACUUUGGUUGUACUAAAUAAUUUUACCGUAUAUGAUUCUUUUGUCAAUUUACUGAAGUAGACAAGUUACUAACCUGACUGUGAUAUAGUACAGAAGUGUAAUGUUUUAAAACGGUAUAUAAUAAUAACUGAUGUGUAGUGAUAGGAACGUGCGUAAGUUGACUCAAAACUAAACAUUAAGACAUAAAGAUACGUUAGCCGGUAUUCGCCGUGCCAGAAACGGUUCCAAAAGCCAGGGUGGUUUUAGUACAUGGCCGCAAACACUUUUGGGGUUAUGGUUGAACGCAUGUACGAUGCGUUAUUUUUGUAUAUUCUGCAGUCUCUCGAGCGGAAGCCAGCAAUAGCUCGUAAUAUUCGCGCGUGUUGCGAGUGAGAGAUAAAGAAGAAAGGGUAACAGCACAUUCCAACACGCGGAUUAUAUUACAACAAUCAAACUGUAUGUAAUUGUAAUUUAUGCUGUAGAUAGGAAACCUUGUAUUGUGAAAGUUGAUUUAAAACGUAAUUGUAACUGCAAAUUGGAGAAUGGACCGGAUAAAACGCUGUAGGUAUUAUGAAAAGCCAUAAACCAUGCAUGUUUGCAAAACAUGUGCAUCCGAAAUUGGGACAAGCGGAUGUAUACAAAUUUUUGAAAUAUAAAUUUUUUCAACGAGGAACCGGAUGAUAAGGGAUUGUAUAUUUUUCGCUGCUCCUGGAUUUUGGUUACAAUGAGAGUGUCAUUUUAAGUUUAUUGGUUAAUAAAUCGUGAAUGAAACGAAAAUCAACAAAAAAGAUAAUGUUUUUUCUGUUUGGCAGUUAUAACAUUCCGCGGCAAUUGUCACGCAAUUUGAUUGUGUUAAGCAUAAUUAUUU